Molecule: messenger RNA, 4780 nt
Organism: Scatophagus argus
Lineage: Eukaryota; Metazoa; Chordata; Actinopteri; Scatophagidae
Gene: slc38a10
Product: solute carrier family 38 member 10
Exons: 18
Coding region: 404-3757 (1117 amino acids)
Biological process (GO): amino acid transmembrane transport
Molecular function (GO): amino acid transmembrane transporter activity
Source: RefSeq, a predicted model, not a curated record
UUGUCUUCGAUCGCCUCCUCGUCUACAAUCCCUACUUCCUGGAUACGCGCUCAGAAAAAACAGCAAGGUUUUGUCAUCAUCAUCUUAUACAUCAUCUUAAGCUGUGAUUUAACAAUUUACACAUAUACAGAGACACAUUUUUUUAACGACAAAAGACCGUCUAAGGUCACGACAUUACCGAUGAUCACGUAAACAAGGCAGCGAGGCGGUGGGCGCAGAAGUCGCAGAGAAAGAGCGCCACGUCAUUGAUCGACGGAGGAAUCAGAAAAGCACAAUCGGAGUCCCCGUUUUACACCAGAUAUCACAGUUAAACAUCACCGUUAGGCAUCUUCAAUGAGCUAUUGUUUCCGUAUUGUUUAACACUUUUUUUAGCGAAGCAAAGCGUGUCAACAAGCGGUUCAAAAUGACGGCGUCCAACUGGGGUCUUAUCAUGAACGUGGUGAACAGCAUCGUCGGAGUCAGUGUCCUUACCAUGCCCUUCUGCUUCAAACAGUGUGGAAUAGUGUUGGGAACUCUCCUGUUGUUCUUCUGUUCGUGGAUGACCCACAAGUCGUGCAUGUUCCUGGUCCACACAGCAAGCAAUACCAAAAGAAGGACCUAUGCAGGACUGGCCUUCCAUGCUUACGGCAAACCAGGAAAAACACUGGUGGAGACGAGUAUGAUCGGUUUGAUGUUGGGAACCUGUAUUGCCUUCUACGUUGUGAUAGCUGAUCUGGGCUCAAAUUUCUUUGCUCAGCUGUUAGGUUUAGAGGUGACCUUCAGUUUUCGUGUGCUGCUGCUGAUUGCUGUGUCUCUCUUCAUCGUCCUCCCUCUGAGUCUGCAGAGGAACAUGAUGUCCUCCAUCCAGUCCUUCUCUGCGAUGGCUCUCAUUUUCUACACCCUCUUCAUGUUCACGAUAGUGUUGUCGUCUCUGCGCUACGGCAUAAUCUCGGGCUCCUGGGUGGAGCGGGUUCACCUGUGGCGCUUCAAGGGCGUCAUUCAGUGCCUGCCCAUUAUCGCCACAACCUUCUGCUGUCACCCGCAGGUGCUGCCAACAUACGACAGCCUGGAAGAGCCGUCCGUCAAACACAUGAGCACCAUUUUCACCUCGGCCCUCCAUGUGGUCACCAUCUUCUACAUCACUGUGGGUUUCUUUGGCUACGUCAGUUUCACAGAGAACAUUGCAGGCAACGUGCUGAUGAACUUCCCAUCCAACCUCGUGACAGAGAUGAUCCGUGUGGGCUUCAUGAUGUCUGUGGCCGUCGGAUUCCCCAUGAUGAUCCUGCCCUGUCGCCAGGCCAUCAACACCAUGCUUUUUGAGCAGCAGCAGAAGGACGGGACGUUUGCCGCCGGGGGAUACAUGCCUCCUCUGCGCUUUAAAGCAAUCACCCUCUGCAUUGUGUUUGGCACCAUGCUGGGAGGCAUUCUCAUCCCCAACGUGGAAACUAUUCUGGGUCUGACUGGAGCCACCAUGGGCAGCCUCAUCUGCUUCAUAUGCCCUGCUCUCAUCUACAGAAAGAUCCAGAAGAAUGGCAUCAUCGCUCAGCUGGUGCUUUGGGUUGGUCUGGGCAUCCUGUUGGUCAGCACCUUUACCACCCUCUCAAUUUCGGCCAGAAGCCCUGGCACCAAGAUCCCAGCUCCUCCUGCCCCAGCACCUGACAAGAACAACCUGCUUCUGCCAGACCUCCCUGAACUGCACGACAAUCCUGCAAACAAGAAGCCAGUGGAGAUAGAAGAACCUGACCUUCCAGCUGUGAAGGUGGUACAACCUGUAGAGAGGGCUGAGCCUCCCCAAAUUAAAGGACCAGUGGAACCACCUGAGAGAAAGAAAGAGGAAGAGGUGCAACUGGACCGCCCUGGUGCUGGUGUCGUGGUGCCAGAAGUAGAGGCCCAUCGCCAUGAACCACCCAUCCCUCAUGACGAGGUCAAAGUAGACACAAGAAAGAAUGAUGCAGAGCUGGAGGAAGACAAGAAACAGCCUGCUCUUCCUGCAGGAGGAGAAGAGCCCAAAAGAGAUGAAGAGCAAGUUCCUGCAGUGCAGGUCGAAAACAAAGUAGAUGACAAGGCUGAAGAAAAGCCAAAACCUGCAGAGGCUGUUGUGAAAAAAGAGGAGGUGGAUUUGGGUGGAGGUGAAGUCCUGUCCAAUGAGGUGCCGGAGAAGCCGAUUGCAGACAAAGGCAAAAAGGAGGGUGAUCCCCUACUACAGAAAGUUGAGAAGCUCGAUCCCGUUAAAGAUCCUCUUGCAGGGAUUGUGGCUGCAGUGGAAAAUGAAGCUGCACAAGUUGAUAAAGUGGCCAAAGCCCCAGAUGCUGGAGGGAAACUUCCACUUCCUGAAGGAGAACAUCAUCCUGCUGCAGACAGCAAAGACACAGCAGAUGAGAAGUUGGACGUGAUAAAAAAGCUGGUUGCAGAGGGCCAGCUGGACCAUGCCGUGCUACUGCAGGUGAUCAAGGAGCAGCAAGAGCAACAAAAGAGACUUCUUGACCAGCAGGAGAAACUACUAGCUGUCAUAGAAGAGCAACACAAGGAAAUCCACCAGAAACAACCUGCUGGGCCUGCUGCUGAAGGUGAGGCAGAGAAAGGUAUCCAGGAACAUUUGGAGGUGAUGGAAGGUGGAGCAGCGAAGCCCAAAGAUUCUGGCCUGGCAUCAGACCCAAAACAGCCCAAGGAGGUCGUUGGAGCUCCACAGGGUGGAUUAGCUGAGCAUCAUGCCGUGGCCCAGAAUCAAGCUCCAGCUGGGGAUAAGGGUGCUGAAGUCGUAGCUGUUCAACCGCCUUACAAGGAGGAUGGCCAUGUGGUGGCGGGAGGAGACUCCCAUAAGCAGAGUGAACUGGGGGCGAGGGGAGUGCCACUGGGAAACAAAAGACCAGAUGACCAUCAGCCUGUACCUCAAAAUGAUCAGAUAGCUCAGCUUAUGGGUGAAGAAAGAAAGGGGGUUAGAGAAAAUGAGAAAAUUGAACAUCUUAAAAAAGAACAGAUGGAGAAAGAGGUUCAGGCAAAACUGGAAAAAGAACAGCUUGAGAGGGAGAUAAAGGAAAAACUGGCCAGAGAACAUGAGUUAGAAAGAAUAGAGAAAGAAAAGAUAGAGAAAGAAGUCCAGGCAAGGUUAGAAAAAGAACUACUGGAAAAGGAGAGACAGGAAAAACUAGCUAGACAACAGGAAUUGGAGAAGGAGAAAGCCCAGAAAGAAAGAAUAGAGAAAGAAGUGCAGGCAAGGGUGGAAAAAGAGCGACUGGACAGGGAGAGAAGAGAGAAGCUGGAACAAGAGAGAGCGGUAGAAAAGAAGCUCGCACAGGAGAAAGCUGCAGAGGAGAGACUACAGCAGGAGAUCCAGAAAGCAGACAAUGAAAUUCUUGAGAGAGAAAGGAAAGAGCAAAAUGCAGUGGAGGCUCAGGAGAGGCUGGCACAGGUUCCUGAGAGAGAAGACGGUGAAGCUUUGAAGAAAGGAGGACGAGACCUCAAAGAGAAAGUUGCUGCUCAGGCGGACCCCAGAGAAGGUGUGGAAGAUGGGGCCGUCAGAGCCGAGGCUCAUCUGCAGGGCUCCCACGAGAAGGUCAGGGAGCAGGGAGAGAUGGAUCUAAGGCGGAGGCGCAGGGCACUGGGACCUGGAGAGGCUGCAGGGCCUCCAGAGGAGAACAGGAAUGUGCCAGGGCUGGAGCCCCUGCUGGACCUGGGGGGCUCAGACCUGCAUGUUGCCCUGGAGGAGCACCUAUUGGCUGGGGCCAUGGUGCACUCACGGCAGAUUAAACAGGCCUCAAAGGAUGAGAGAGCAGACUAACGCAUAUCAGUCAUUGGACAGCAGCACACACUGUACAACUGCAGAAAUUUCUAAUACUGUGGACUUGUUGCCUUACAUUCAUUCUUGCCUUCAGAAAUAUUUUUUCUCUGUCUAUGUGUACUCUGGAAAUAACCCAAAGUCUUAUUAUUGAAGAGCAAAGUAUGUAAAUAUUAAUUUAUUUUUGUCUUUAGAGGGGAGAAUUUUGAAGAGGUAACUGUUGAAAUGUAUAUAACCCUAUGCAAAUACCAUUCUGUGCUGUGUUUAUACAGUACAAACAUAUUAAUAUUUGUACUGUAUUUGAGUCCCCUUAGUUCGUUUUCAUUUACCAGCCCUGUGGAGUCUGCAGCUCUGUGGAGUCUGUGUUGUCGUCUCCUGUGCAGAUGUUGUAUUUAAGGUUUUGGUCAGUUUGUGUUUUUACUUUGCAAUGUAAAUACUGCAAAUCCGUUGUGUGAUCAAUGUGAGAUUUACCACAUAUUGGAUGUAAUGCGUGUUCAAGCGCCCUAAUAUGUCUUUCAGUAUACUUUCAGAUGAAAGUAACUGAAUGCAACCUCAUAUUGAUGCUGCGAGGUAUAUAGUGUAGCCUUACCAUGUGAUAAACCAUGGAAAAUGACGCAGCUUGAUCCAUCUGGGUCCAUGACUGUAGUUACUAAUCAUUCCUUCUUCAGCAUCGCUUCCUUUUUAAUAUAUCAGUGCCUUCUAAGCCAUAUGCUGCAGUAAUGAUAUUUUAUCUAACUAAAAUGCAGCAGUUCCUCUCAGUUUCUGGUCUUUAUGCCUCUGCUGGACCUCUUACUACACACAUUACAGCAACUUUGAGAAAGUAAGAUGUGUACAAUGUGUUACAGACAUUGGAAGGAACCAUGGAAUAUGCUUGUAGUCUUUCUUAGUAAUUCCUCCAUCAGUAGCACUUCAACACAUGCUGGACCUUUGCUUUGUAAAAGAGGCUAUUUUUAUGACUAUUUUUCUAAGUGCAUUGUAUUUCUGUACAUUUUGCUGACAAGAAUAAAUAAAAAUAUCUUCAUGACA